UCCCCAAUUAGUAACUUACAACAUUCUUAUUCAUGGGCUGUGCAAGUCAGGUCGAGGAAAAACUGCAAAAGAGUUUCUCAAUGAAUUGGUAGAAGCAGGUCAUAUCCCAAAUGCCAUCACUUAUACGACAGUAAUGAAGUGCUGCUUCAGAUGUAGACAAUUUGAAGAAGGCCUUAAAAUCUUUGCAGAGAUGAGGAGGAAAGGAUAUACAUAUGAUGCCUUUGCUUACUGUACAGUUGCUAGUAUGUUACUUAAAACCGGGAGGAUGAAUGAGGCCAAUGAGUACCUGGGCUAUAUCAUUACAAAUGGCUUUGACCUUGAUACGGUGUCUUUUAACAACAUUAUUAAUCUAUAUUGUAAGGAAGGUCAGCUGGAUAAUGCUUAUAAGUUGCUGUACGAGGCGGAAAAAAAAGGCUUGGAAUCUGACAAGUACACCCAUACUAUCUUAAUUGAUGGCUUGUGCAGGACUGGUAAUUUCAAAGAGGCCCAGCAACAUUUGGACUGUAUGAGUAUGAUGGGUUUUGAUUCUAACUUAGUUGCUUUGAAUUCUUUUAUUAAUGGGCUGUGUAAAGCUGGUCACCUUGAUCAUGCUUUGCAGAUGUUUGAAUCAAUGGAUGCCAAAGAUUCCUUUACUUACUCCACUAUAGUGCAUGGUCUUUGCAAAGCUGGGAGGUUUCGUGCAGCAUCUAAGCUAUUACUAUCGUGUGUUAGAGGUGGCAUGAGAAUUCUUAAAUCAAAUAAACGUGUUGUUAUUACUGGCCUUCGUUCUUCUGGGUUUUCGCAUGAAGCAAGGAAGGUCCAGUCUAAAAUUCGAUUGGCUAAGAUACUGCAUUAUUAAUUAGGAAUGGUGCUCAACGCUGCCACUCAAAUGUUAACCUUAUUAAUUGCCUACGGUUUUGCACUAUAACGCUUUAUGGAGGCUGAAAAACCUCGAGCGUUAAUGCAACUGAGAAUACAACCUACAGUAACCAGUUUCAAGUCAAGUAUUCGAUCCUCUUGUAAGAGGCAAACACAAUGACACUUCUGUCAGGAGGUUGUUAAUUAUAUACUUUCCCUCACCCUAAGGAUACUGAUGACAUGCUGUUGAAAUUGUGAAGAGUUAUUCUGUGGAAGUAAAAGCAUGCUUUAUCACAGAUGCUAAACAACUAGGCGGGUCGGACUCAUGACAUUCUGGGCUCUGAAUCCGAAAUCAUUAAGCAGUUGUGAUUGGCUGAAGAUAAAUCAAAGGUGAGGAUUGUAUUCCUCACCUUGAGCCAAUCAGUUCAAGGAGUGACUCUUUUCUGCAGCAUGACAUUCUGGGCUCUGAAUCCG
Nicotiana tabacum (common tobacco) is the source of this 1311-nucleotide messenger RNA. Lineage: Eukaryota; Viridiplantae; Streptophyta; Magnoliopsida; Solanales; Solanaceae. The record is from RefSeq and is a predicted model, not a curated record.